GGUCGUGGAGAGCCGACGGGAAAGAUAACAAAACCCUCUUGUCAUAGUGUUUGUUUCAAGCCGGAGUCAUACACCGCUUUGCUUUUAUUCCACUUCCAUCUUCUUUCUUCCCUAUCUUCCUCUUUGCUUGUUGUGAAGUUGUUGUUUGUUUGUCUCCGAGAUCGUCGCCGUCAACCCGCCCCCAGCUAAACGAAACCAACGUGUUGCCCUCUUGUUGUCGCAAAGAGAGCGCACUACACCAAACACUCUUCGACAAAACACCCUCUCGGACCCGACCCAGAACGCAAACCAACAUGUCCGCCUCCCUGCCCGGCGCGCGCGCGCUUCCCGACUCGCAGUAUGACUUGAGCACCUACUGGGGCCGCGUCAGGCAUACCGCUGGCCUUACCGAUCCGAGGACGCUUCUCGUUGGCAAUGCCGGUCUCGAGCAAGCCAAGCAGCUCCUCGUCUCCUACAAGCAGGGACAGAUGAAGUCCAUGACGCCCGAGUUGUGGCAGGCCAAGAAGCUCGUCGACUCUACUCUCCAUCCCGACACCGGAGAAAAAGUCUUCCUUCCCUUCCGCAUGUCCUGCUUCGUCCUUUCCAACUUGGUCGUAACAGCUGGCAUGUUGACACCCGGCCUUGGUAACCGUGGCACCAUCGCCUGGCAAGUAGCCAACCAGUCCCUUAACGUUGCCAUCAACUACUCCAACGCCAACAAGUCUUCUCCCCUGAGCUGGUCCAAGAUCGCUCAGUCCUACUUCCUCGCCGUUGGCGCCUCCUGCGGCGUGGCCGUCGGUCUCAACAGCGUUGUCCCGCGCCUCAAGUCUUUGGCGCCUUCGACCCGGUUGAUCCUCAGCCGUCUGGUUCCCUUCGCCGCCGUCGCCUCGGCCGGUGCCCUCAACGUCUUCCUCAUGCGCGGCGAGGAAAUGCGCACGGGCAUCGACGUGUACCCAGUUCUCUCGGCCGCCGACAAGGCUAAGCUCGUUGCGGAGGGCAAGGGCGAAGGAGACGUGGAGAGCCUGGGCAAGAGCAAGAAGGCGGCCACCAUUGCCGUGGCGGAGACGGCCGUCAGCAGAGUGCUCAACAGCAGUCCCAUCAUGGUCAUCCCCCCUCUUGUGCUGGUUAGGCUCCAGGCUACCCAGUGGUUGAAGAGGCACCCGAGGUACACGACCCCGAUCAAUCUCGGUCUGAUCUUGGUGACCAGCUAUGCCGUGUUGCCGUUGGCCCUGGCGGCGUUCCCCCAGAUGCAGAAGAUCGAGGCGGACAAGUUGGAGGGAGAGUUCAAGGGUCGUGGCGGUCAGGAGGGCUUGGUUGUUUUCAACCGUGGUAUCUAAAAGGGGGAAAGAAGAGGAUCGGGUUCUGUUGAGAUGGGUUAGGUCCUUCUGUCUCGAGGAUGGAGGACUGUGGAGGAGUGUACAUACAAUGGGCGGCAUAGCCUUGGAGUUUUCUUGUUCACAUGGCGAAGGCGGCGGCGGCGGCGAUAUCCCAAAAAGCUGUGUUUUUUUUAGUCAUUUCUUCUUUCUGCUCUUUUGCCUCUGCCCUUCUCAUCCUCUUGGUUGGGUUGGCUCCCUCGUUUGC
This is a messenger RNA of Neurospora tetraspora, 1560 nucleotides long. Its product is annotated as Tricarboxylate/iron carrier. Gene Ontology annotation, cellular component: mitochondrial inner membrane. NCBI's taxonomy places the organism in Eukaryota, Fungi, Ascomycota, Sordariomycetes, Sordariales, Sordariaceae. Gene Ontology annotation, molecular function: monoatomic ion transmembrane transporter activity. The transcript is spliced from 4 exons. Gene Ontology annotation, biological process: monoatomic ion transport; mitochondrial transmembrane transport. The coding region runs from base 294 to 1316 and encodes 340 amino acids. The record is from RefSeq and is a predicted model, not a curated record.